AUGGACAAGAAAAAUGCAAUUCGUAGAGGCAAACGUCCCUCUAAAGUGCUCGAAGAAAAUUAUUGGGAUUGUAGUGUAUGCACAUACAGGAAUAAUGCUGAAGCCUUCAAAUGUUCAAUGUGUGAUGUUAGAAAAGGGACGUCCACUCGAAAGCCCCGUAUUAACCCGGCGCUCGUUGCUGCUCAAGCAGCGGGCACUGCGCCGACUAGCUCCCAAAAAAGACCCAGGUCUGCCAAUUCACUCAAGAAGAAAAGGCGGCAACCCAGACUCAACAACGUCGAUAGGAGUUCUGCGCAGACGCGGGAGGUAACCGUAAGCGGGGUGACAGUGGUUAUAACAGAGUAUAAACCUAAGAAGUCAGUUUCCAGCAGUUCGAGCGACGUCGAAUCAUCCAACGAUGCACGGCCGUGA
This is a messenger RNA of Leptosia nina, 411 nucleotides long. NCBI's taxonomy places the organism in Eukaryota, Metazoa, Arthropoda, Insecta, Lepidoptera, Pieridae. The record is from the annotation of a GenBank genome assembly.